AUGCAAGUGUCGCAAAGUGACAAUUUUCUUAAAAGAGUUUACAUAAUUGGUCUUCAGAAUUUUUCAGAACCGGAGGAUCUCUCUGCAUAUGAUGGUUUGGAGUUCCGUCUAAAAGGUGAUGGGCGUAGAUAUAAAGUCAUUAUUCGUACAAGCACUGAUUGGGAUGCUCUUGGGUACACUGGAGGCUUUGACACAGAGAAAGGCAAAUGGCAAUCGAUUCAAUUACCAUUUUCUUCCCUAAGGCCUAUAUUGCGAGCAAGAACGGUGCCUGAUGCUCCACCAUUUGAUCCAAGCAAUAUUGCAUCAUUGCAGCUCAUGUUCAGCAAGUUUGAAUAUGAUGGUAAAUUAAAUCAGACUUUUGUGGAAGGUCCAUUUGAGCUUCCGGUGUCUAGCAUAAGGGCAUAUAUAAAGGAUCCAAUAACACCUAGAUUUGUACAUGUGGGCUCAGCGGGAGUUACCAGACCAGAAAGACCUGGACUUGAUCUAAGUAAACAGCCUCCUGCAGUUCGAUUAAACAAGGAACUGGAUUAUAUCCUCACGUUUAAACUAAAGGGUGAGGAUUUAAUUCUAGAAAGUGGCAUUCCAUACGCGAUCGUGAGGCCUUGUGCAUUAACCGAGGAACCUGCAGGAGCUGAUCUUAUCUUUGAUCAAGGGGAUAAUAUUACGGGUAAAAUAUCAAGGGAAGAGAUUGCUCGCAUGUGCGUAGCUGUUCUUGAAAGCCCUUACGCAUGUGACAAAACUUUUGAGGUCCAAAGUGUUGUUCCAUUUAGUGAGCCGUUUACUGUGGAUCCAGAAAAUCCUCCUCCAGAAAAGGACUAUGACGUAUACUUUAAAAAUUUAAAAGAAGGCAUAACUGGAAAGGAAGCGCUCCAACAGAAUCCCAUUCCUGUUUAAUGUUCCUGCAUUGCAGUUCAGUUAUGGAUAUUGCAGAUAUAGUACAUUAAGAGCUGCACAUAAUCUUUGAAUCCAAAGAUAUAUAGUCCAAAAAAAUCUAUGAGACUUCAUAAACCUAGAAAUGAAUGUUGCCUUAUACAAGAUGCAUGUAUAUUCAUAGUGUUUAAAUACAUUCUUUUCUUUUCCUUGUUUGCUUUAGCAGAUAGGAAGGCAAAGAAUAUCAUAUUAUCGACAGGCAGGACCGCACCACACUUUCAUAAACCAAAAUAAGUUUUGUUUACACUAAUAUCUUUAUAAACAUUUAUCCUUAGUCUGAUUUAUUUUCACAUUCUCAUAUUGGUAUUUGACAUUUUGCUUUGACUCAAAUUCUCAUCUGUGCCUUUAGCAAUGAAUAUUCAUCAACCUUCUCACAUGUCUCUCAACAGCCAAUAACACUUUUUCUAUAACAUCCUAAACAAUGUAUAACAAACACAUGGAUAUUAUGAGGUAGAGAGACUAAAAAAUCUACACAAAGAGCAAAUCAUUUCCAAUCAUAAGAAGUAGAGUAUGUUUUUUCUGUUAAUCAUGUGAUACUAUAUAUUAGAAAGACAGUAGCCUAAUUUCAUCAAAUGCAGAAGUAGAAGGACAGACCAUUUUUAAGGUGCCCCAGAACAACAAAACAUAUUUAGGUUGCUGCCCCACCAAAAUAUAGUGUUAAAUUUAAAUUUUCAGUGUCAACAAAAAAAGUCAACCGUGCUCAAAAAACUAGUUCAUUACAAGGUCCUUAACAAUGGAGGGCACAUAUCAAACCAACAAACCUUUUGUUAUUUUUUUUUCUCAUAUGGACUUUAGUUAAAAUAAUGAGGGGUAAAAAUGGAAGAAAAGAUGAUAAGUCAUAAGCUAUAAGACAAUAAGCUACUUGAAAUAGCGUUUGAAAAAUAAGCUAUAAGUCAGUAAAAUAAGCUAUAAGCAAGGCCGUCCCCGAGAAUUUCGAGAUCCUGGGCUAAUAAUAAAAUUGGGCCCCUAGAACAACAUCACAUACACACGCAUCAACAACAAAUUUAGGGGAUCAGAGUUCAAACUCCAGUCAUCCAAUUUAUCCACCAUAAGGUGGAAUUUCUAGCCACUAGGUUACUGGACAAAAAGAAAAACUAUAUUAAAACUCUAAUGAAGAAAACAAUUUAUGUAAUGUUCAAUAUGAACACUUGUAUAUUAUUAAAAUUAUUUAGAUGUAAUGUAAAUGAUUGAAACAAUUAUUUAUUGGUUGGUUGUAGUGGAAAAUAAAAUUUGUAAUGAAACAAUAUUUAUUGGUUGGUUUUGCGUCAAAAAAAUUUAUUGCUUGGUUGUAGUGGAAAAUAAAAAAUGUAGCAGGGAAGGAGAAUCAAACACACUCCAUACUGGAUAUCUAGAGCUUAACAAAGAACACAUACAACCAGGCCACCUAACAUUUCGUUGAACUUUUUCUCCACAAAAAUACUUAACCUAUACCUGAACAAAUGGACCCCAAAAAAAUUGAGGCCC
Messenger RNA from Trifolium pratense (red clover), 2394 nucleotides. Its product is annotated as protein HIGH CHLOROPHYLL FLUORESCENCE PHENOTYPE 173, chloroplastic-like. Gene Ontology annotation, biological process: NADH dehydrogenase complex assembly. Gene Ontology annotation, cellular component: chloroplast stroma. The transcript has 8 exons. NCBI's taxonomy places the organism in Eukaryota, Viridiplantae, Streptophyta, Magnoliopsida, Fabales, Fabaceae. Bases 1 to 894 code for a protein of 297 amino acids. The record is from RefSeq and is a predicted model, not a curated record.